Lactuca sativa (garden lettuce) is the source of this 785-nucleotide messenger RNA. RefSeq names its product bifunctional bis(5'-adenosyl)-triphosphatase/adenylylsulfatase FHIT. Lineage: Eukaryota; Viridiplantae; Streptophyta; Magnoliopsida; Asterales; Asteraceae. Gene Ontology annotation, molecular function: catalytic activity. The record is from RefSeq and is a predicted model, not a curated record.
AUGAGUUUGACAACUAUGUCAGUCAUCAUUGCCAUGUUGCUCAUCACAUCGUAUUUUGGGCUACCAUCGCUACUUUCACCACUCUCCUCUUUCCGUUCAUCCGUAGCACUCCGACCGGCCACCGCUGCUCGUUUCCAUAUCGCAAGAGCAUCAUUUGCUUCAUCCACUCAGAUGGAGGCGGAACAUUAUAAAUUUGGACCUUACAAGAUUGAUCAAAAGGAAGUAUUUUAUUCUACUGAUCUUUCAUAUGCUUUGGUCAAUCUCCGCCCUCUUCUUCCUGCACAUGUGCUUGUUUGCCCAAAGCGUGAAGUAAAGCGAUUUGUUGACCUCACCACAGAGGAGACCAGUGACUUGUGGAUUUCGGCCCAAAAAAUUGGGAGACAGCUUGAGAAGUACCACAAAGCUUCUUCACUUACAUUUGCAAUCCAAGAUGGGCCCCAAGCAGGACAGACAGUUCCUCAUGUUCACAUCCACAUUGUCCCUAGGAAAGGUGGGGAUUUUGAGAACAAUGAUGAGAUCUAUGAUGCUAUUGAUGAGAAGGAGAAGGAACUGAAGAAGACACUUGACUUGGACAAGGAAAGAAAAGAUAGAAGCAUGGAGGAAAUGGCUAAAGAGGCAGAUGAAUACAGGAAGCUUAUUUUCUGAUUAAACUAAUGGUUUUUUCAAUAUCUUUUAUUUUAAAUUUUACAAAUUGGAUAUGGAAAUUUGAUUCUGCCAUUGGCUGCACCUUCAAACAAAACAGUUAUAUUUCCUGGAACUAACAAAUGAAAGAUAAGUUUGGUAAA